CAAUUUUUUCUUUUUUAUUUUUGUUAGAGACCCAGUGGAAGCCUCAGCCCUUAACUUAUAUCGGAGACGUGAAUCUGCUCAUUCUGUGUGUUGAUUGAUCCGUUGGGCAAAAGAGAUGAAUCUGAACAUGAAUUCGAUGGAAUCAGUGGUUGCUCAAAUUCAAGGGCUAUCGAGCAAUUCAUCAGACAUAACUCAGCUUCACAACUUUCUCAAACAAUCGGAAGAGCUACUCCAUUCCGACUUCUCUCGCUUGCUUUCUUCUCUCGCUGAACUCGAUCCUUCUAUUCACUCCCUCGGCUUUCUCUAUAUUCUGGAGGCAUGCAUCUCAUUCCCAGUUGCAAAGGAGCAUGUUAGUGAACUGCUUGUUUCUGUCGCUAGAUUUAUCAAUUCAUGUUCUGCAGAGCAAAUCCAAUUGGCGCCCAAUAAGUUCAUUUCUGUUUGUAAAAAGUUUAAGGAUCAUAUUUUCGGACUGGAAACUCCAAUUCGUGGUGUGGCUCCAAUGCUGACUGCUAUUCGUAAACUGCAAUCCUCCUCUGAGCAAUUAACAACAUUGCAUGCCGAUUUUCUUCUUCUUUGUAUAUUGGCAAAGUGCUAUAAAACUGGCUUCUCUGUGCUGGAGGAUGACAUAUAUGAGUGUGAUCAGCCACGGGAGUUUUUUCUCUAUUGUUACUACGGGGGAAUGGUUUGCAUUGGACAAAAGCAGUUCCGCAAAGCAUUGGAACUCUUGCACAAUGUUGUGACGGCACCUAUGUCUACUCUAAAUGCAAUAGCAGUUGAAGCUUACAAAAAGUACAUUUUGGUUUCACUGAUUCAUCUUGGGCAGUUCUCUACCAGUUUUCCCAAGUACACUUCUUCUGUGGCUCAAAGGAACUUGAAGAAUUUCUCUCAGCCCUACCUGGAGUUGUCAAACAGUUAUGGCACUGGAAGAAUCUCUGAACUUGAAACAUUCGUUCAAACAAACAAGGAAAAGUUUGAAAGCGAUAAUAAUCUUGGAUUAGUGAUGCAAGUAGUGUCUUCUAUGUAUAAGCGCAAUAUUCAGCGGUUAACUCAAACGUACCUAACUCUCUCCCUCCAAGAUAUUGCUAACACUGUCCAGCUAAGAGGCCCCAAACAGGCGGAAAUGCAUGUGCUUCAGAUGAUUGAAGAUGGCGAGAUAUAUGCAACGAUCAAUCAGAAGGAUGGUAUGGUUAGAUUUCUGGAGGAUCCUGAGCAGUAUAAAACAUGUGGAAUGAUUGAACACAUCGAUUCAUCAAUUAAGAGAUUGAUGGUGGUGUCGAAAAAGUUGACUUCUAUGGAUGAACUUAUGUCAUGUGAUCCUAUGUACCUAGGAAAGGUUGGAAGGGAGAGACAGAGAUUUGAUUUUGAUGAUUUUGACAGUGUUCCUCAGAAAUUCACUGUCUGAGACUAGCAGAGUUCAGUUUUCUGAGUAAAUAUGGCAAAUGAUGCUGAUAUGUUCAUUUGAAAUAUAAGCAAACUUUAUUCCAUUGACCUCAAGAAAUGGCUAAGGAAACAGGUGUAUUUAACUCCUGGUUCAAUCAGUGGUAUCAUGUUUGUUCA
Molecule: messenger RNA, 1557 nt
Organism: Solanum verrucosum
Lineage: Eukaryota; Viridiplantae; Streptophyta; Magnoliopsida; Solanales; Solanaceae
Product: COP9 signalosome complex subunit 3
Exons: 11
Coding region: 116-1402 (428 amino acids)
Biological process (GO): ubiquitin-dependent protein catabolic process
Cellular component (GO): COP9 signalosome
Source: RefSeq, a predicted model, not a curated record